Bombina bombina (fire-bellied toad) is the source of this 3388-nucleotide messenger RNA. RefSeq names its product Ras and Rab interactor 3 (gene RIN3). The annotation marks the transcript as partial. Gene Ontology annotation, molecular function: guanyl-nucleotide exchange factor activity; small GTPase binding. NCBI's taxonomy places the organism in Eukaryota, Metazoa, Chordata, Amphibia, Anura, Bombinatoridae. Gene Ontology annotation, biological process: signal transduction; vesicle-mediated transport. The transcript has 9 exons. Gene Ontology annotation, cellular component: cytosol; endocytic vesicle. The record is from RefSeq and is a predicted model, not a curated record.
CUGUAUGUUACUCAGACUUUUGGAGUUGCUAAUUUAGCAUUUUUGUUCAGCUCUGCUGCAGAUGUCAAAGACACAGAGCAACAUCAGCUGGAGAGAAGGAGUGCUCUAUCAUCCACAACAGGCAUCAGCGUCUUGGACAGGCUCAUCAGGACCUGCCCCGUUUGGCUACAGCUAUGUAUGACUCAAGAGCAGGCGGUGGACAUAUUAAAGGAAGAAGCUGCAGGGAUUUUUUUAGUCAAUCGAGACACAGAAAUGAAGUGCAUGGUCCUGUUGGUGCAUUUCACAGUAUACAAGGAAGAAUCUGAUGUCCUGCGCUACAACAUCAAGGAAGAGAAAUCCAUGAUGUACUUGGAAGGCUCUGUGCUGGUGUUUGAAGACAUAUUUAAGCUGGUGGCAUUUUAUUGUGUGAGCAGAGAUAUUUUGCCUUCAACUCUGAAGUUGCCACAAUCAAUAUCAUUGGCUCGAAGCGUUAAGGAUCUUGAUGAUAUUUCAAAUCUUGGUACAGGUUUCUGGGAGUCAUCAAUGAAACACAAAAGAGGUUUGUGGGUUUCUCAUUCUAAGGAAUUUUCAGCAAAUGGCAAAAUGCAGACUGCAAAGCUGAGUCAACACAUAUCUAGCAAAGAAAAUGAUUGUACGUGUGAAAUUGAAAUGUCUGUAGGAAAUGACAGAAUGUGGUUUGUCAAUCCUAUUUUUGUAGAAGAAUGUCGCAACACAGAGACAGCUGAUGAGCUUCCUGUUGCAAACUGUGCUGAAAAGCCUGUAACUGAAGCUACAAAAAUUGUAUACAGGAGACCUCCACCGCCACCCCCCUUGCAUCACCCUCCCCUCCCUUCGGUUCCUCCCUCUGCUCCUCCACCUAAUUAUGUACGUUCACCUUUCCAUUCACCCCCUCCAGGGCCUUCAUUACCUCCUCCUCCUCCUGAUCCUCCCCUCUCUCCUGUAAAUACUUCUCAAGCACAGUUACAAGUGACACAAGAUGAAACACUUUCUCCCAGUUCUUCUUCUGAUACUCUUAUGACUUCAGUUUCUGAUUCUUCACCGCCACAGGAUUCUUGUGUGCCACCCAGUUCUCACCCUCCUUCUCUUCCUUGCUUACAACAAACUUCAGGCACUUUAAAAGACUUGUCUGAUAUACCUACAAUAACUUGUUUGGAUGCGCAACUUGUUGGACAAACUUGCCAAGAGAUGAAAAUAAAUAGCUUAGAGGAGAAGAAGGAAGAUGAAGCAGAUGUUUGCUCAGGUGUAGCCCAGACCCAUAAAGAUGUCCAAACAACAAAUUCUAUUGGGUUUCCACCAGUGGUUCCUAGAAGACGACAAUCUGGUAAGCCUUCUGAAAAGAAAGCAAAUAGUUUAGGUAGAAAAGAUGAGCUACACAAAAAAGAAAAACCAAGUCCUCCCGGUAUAAAUACUUCAGUUAAAUCUCAAUCACAUGCCAAACCAGAGGCUCAUCUGAAAAAUGAAGAGACCACAUCUCUGCAGAAAGAGCUAGAAGAAUCAACAAUAAAGAAAAGAAAACCUCCACCAGUUCCACCACCAAGAAUCAAGAAGCACUCCAACAAAUCUGCUUCUGCAUAUUCUGUUCAUGGAAAUCCAGCUGCAAAAGAAGUCUCGACUGAGCAGAGGUACUCAGUGCCCAUAAUUCCACAACCCCAUAGCUCCACCAACCAAACCCCAGCUUCCAAAACAAAGGAACUUAAAGACUCUGAUAAAUCUAUGAAUUCAAAGCUAGAUCAGGACCCCACUGCUGAGCAGGAUACCUAUUCAACCAGCAGCAAUGAGGAUGAAUUAGAAAAGAUAAGCCGGCCUUCCAUUAAAAAGACACAGUCAUUUAUGCUCUCUAAAAACAGAUUGUCCAUAGUGGCCAUUACUAAUGUCUUUACUGCUUUCAUGUCCAAUGACAGAAAAAUGCAAAAGAAAAUCACUGAGCUGGCUCAGGAUAAGGACUCAUACUUUGGAAAUUUGGUCCAAGACUACAAAACUUAUAGUUUAGAAAUGAUGGCCAAGCAAAGCUCUAGCACUGAGAUGCUCCAGGAGAUCCGACUAAUGAUGACCCAGCUAAAGAGUUACCUAGUGCAGAGUACAGAAAUUAAGUCUAUGGUUGAAUAUGAGCUCUACACAGAUGAAAAAUUAGAAGCCAUUAUUGAAGCAGCGCUAUGCAAGUGUGUGUUGAAGCCCUUGAAGUCUCCUAUUGAGUCCUACUUGCGGGAGAUCCAUACUAAAGACGGCUCAUUGAGGUUACUUACUGAGAACCAGCUAGUCAUUCAAGACACCACGACAACAGACUUGGGCAUCACCACCAGUGUGCCUGAAAGCAACGUCAUGGAGAAAAUUACUCACAAAUUUGGAACCAUGCACAAAACGUACUCUCCGGAGAAAAAAAUAGCUUAUCUCCUGAAGGCGUGUAAACUUAUUUAUGAUUCCAUGGCCGCUGGAAAUCCAGGGAAGCCUCACGGAGCCGAUGACUUUCUGCCAGUUCUUAUGUACGUACUUGCCAGAUGUCACCUUGAGGAGCUCUUGUUGGAUGUGGAGUACAUGAUGGAACUUAUGGACCCAGCCUUGCAACUAGGAGAAGGCUCGUAUUACCUAACGACCACCUACGGAGCUCUGGAGCACGUAAAGAACUACGACAAGAUUACAGUAACAAGACAACUUAGUGUAGAGGUGCAAGAUUCCAUCCACCGCUGGGAGAGGAGAAGGACGCUCAAUAAGGCUCGCGUGUCACGUUCUUCCAUACAGGAUUUUAUCACCAUCUCUUUUGAGGAGCUGGACUCCAGAACAAGGACAUUGGUCAGUAAGCCAGACACUAGCGUAGCGCUGGUCCUACAGCAGUGUGCGGAAAAGUUUGAAGUAUCAGAGCCACAGAAGUAUGGACUCUUUGUAAUGGUAGAAGACCGCACUUUACGUCUGGAUGAAAACGCAUUUCCCCACCAAGUGAAAUCUAACUUGCUCAAAAACGAACAAAAAGUAGAUUUCCACUUCUUGUAUAAGCAGACCAGCUCAGAGGACGUUGUAGUGAAAGAUACGGAUUUCCUUUAGUUUCUGAGCUGAGGUUUGGAUGUCAUUGGGUAACUUUGAGCUGUAUAGAUCUCUUCAUUGGAAUGGGGGGAAAAAAACACUGAACUAGACAUUUAUUUCCCCAUUUUGGAAGUUCUACACAAAAUCUCUGGACGAGCAAGCAGGCUUUGCUUUUGUGAGAUGUCAGGGAUUUUAUAAAUCAAAUAUAUAAUUUUUUUUUAAUCCGUAUUAUUGAUGGUUUCCUAUAAGAAUAUAUCAUUUUUUUUAUAUGUCAAGAUGUUGGCAACCUGUGUCUUAAAAAAGUAUUUGUUUUUUUCUGUCAAUUUUGUUAUUUCUUGCAUGAAUAUUAAAAACUCAAUACCAAAAAGGACAA